Messenger RNA from Myiozetetes cayanensis, 979 nucleotides. RefSeq names its product endothelial differentiation related factor 1 (gene EDF1). The coding region runs from base 40 to 486 and encodes 148 amino acids. The transcript has 5 exons. The record is from RefSeq and is a predicted model, not a curated record. Lineage: Eukaryota; Metazoa; Chordata; Aves; Passeriformes; Tyrannidae. Gene Ontology annotation, molecular function: DNA binding. Gene Ontology annotation, cellular component: nucleus.
CCCCGUGGGGGGCGGGUGCGGCCGGGCGGGGCGGCGGCGAUGGCGGAGAGCGACUGGGACACGGUGACGGUGCUGCGCAAGAAGGGCCCGAGCGCCGCGCAGGCCAAGUCCAAGCAGGCGAUCUUGGCGGCCCAGCGGCGCGGGGAGGACGUGGAGACCUCCAAGAAGUGGGCAGCAGGCCAGAACAAACAGCACUUCAUUACAAAGAACACGGCCAAGCUCGACCGUGAAACGGAGGAGCUGCACCACGACAGAGUUUCCCUGGAGGUGGGCAAAGUGAUCCAGCAGGGCCGCCAGAGCAAGGGCCUCACGCAGAAGGACCUGGCCACGAAAAUCAAUGAAAAACCACAAGUUAUCGCUGACUAUGAGUCGGGACGAGCGAUCCCCAACAACCAGGUCAUGGGCAAGAUCGAGAGAGCCAUCGGCCUCAAACUGCGUGGGAAGGACAUUGGAAAACCGCUGGAAACCGGACCCAAAGGGAAAUGACAACAAAGCCUCGAAAUCAGCUUGCUCAGACUGAUCUGGCCCGGCUGGUUCUCCUCAAACACUCUGCUUAUUGCCAAGCUGAACAAGAGGGUUUCAGACUUGCUUUGGGGGGGAACUCUGCCGAAUCUGUACCUGCUGUAAAAAGGCAAUCUUAAAGAAGCAAUUUUCCUGAUAUUUCUUUUUCCUUCCUCCUUUUCAGAGAUUGAGGAUCUAAACCCCCCAAAAAACCCAGACCCUGCCUCUGAUUUGCCAGAAACACGUGCAUUGUGAUGUUAACAGCAGCUGAUGUUAAGGCACUUAGGGUGGUCUGAAAUGUGAUCAUUUAGUUAGGACAGUUUGGGGGACAGGUGGGAUAUAUAUAUUAUAUAUAAAUAAUUUGGGAGAGUUGGGGCUUGAUCAGAAAUGAUGACUCAGUUGCUAUAUCUCAAUGAGUUUGGUGUGUUCCUUCCAGCCUGUUUUAAAGAGAUCUAUAAUAAAAUUUGAUACCCUUCAA